AUGGCCGGGCGCCCACCACAGGGUAUCCUCUUCCCUGAGCUCAGGGUGUGGGCAGCCACCCUGAGCCGCAGCACCUCUGGACUCCACUCUGAUGCAGGAAUCACCGCUCUCUCCCCAGCUGAUGCCAUACUUCCGAAAAGCGCUGACUUGACGGUGUCUUGGUAUAGAUCUUCCUUUGUUGUUCAGAAUUUUCUUGGUCUCCUUGGCUCAGUGGGUCAGACUGGGGUUCCCAUCAAGCACUGCAGGGCCCUGGCUGAGUGGCACAGACGCUCAGUUUUCAGCGAGCUCCACUGGUGUUCACCUAAAAAGACUACAUUUCCUGGUCUCCGCUGA
Molecule: messenger RNA, 333 nt
Organism: Rangifer tarandus platyrhynchus (Svalbard reindeer)
Lineage: Eukaryota; Metazoa; Chordata; Mammalia; Artiodactyla; Cervidae
Source: the annotation of a GenBank genome assembly